Messenger RNA from Didymella exigua CBS 183.55, 1574 nucleotides. Its product is annotated as Creatinase/aminopeptidase. The coding region runs from base 13 to 1431 and encodes 472 amino acids. Lineage: Eukaryota; Fungi; Ascomycota; Dothideomycetes; Pleosporales; Didymellaceae. The transcript has 2 exons. The record is from RefSeq and is a predicted model, not a curated record.
ACUUUAUCCAUCAUGAAAGAACCAUUGUUGCCGUAUGCCGUGCCUGCGAUUCAGCACCGGGUCAAUACGGUCGCACGAUGGGUGUUCUGCAUUACUGCAGUGACGUUCUUGCUUACUUGGAACUACGUCGAGUACAAUGGUCAUCCGAGCACUCACGGCGGUUCCAAGAAAAAUGAGUUCAAAAAGUGUUCUAUUGAUACGUAUCGUGCCACUGGCUUGGAAUUCCUCGCUACCGCUGAGAGGCCACCCGUGAAUGAGUACGUUCUGCGAAGGAACAACCUUGCCAAAGCUCUCGCAGUGGAGGAAAUCGAUGCAUUAAUAGUCGAGCCAGGCUAUACUUUCAGCUACUAUGCAAACAUUACACAGCCGCAGUGGGAAGUUUGGGAGCCGGAGGAGCGUCCAUUUGUCAUGAUCAUCCGGCCCGAGAAGUUGUCAGAUGGCAGCAUCAUUGCAAACACGUCUUUCCUAGUACCACAUUUCGAAGAGAUACGUGCAAGGUUGCUGAAUAUGCCAUUUGAGGAAGACAUCCACACCGUCACAUAUGAAGAGCAUUGGAACUACUACACGACCUUGUACGAGUCGGAAAUCUGGGGUGAGACGCUGUCACCUACAUUGAUGGUCGACGAAGAGAUGCGCGACUUCAUCCAACGUGGUUUCGCAGCUAAUGGAUUCACUGUGGUUGGCUUGAGUGGUGAGGUCGAGGCAGUCCGUCAGAUCAAAACUGAACGUGAGCUUGGCAUACUGAGAGCUGUCAACACGGGUACUGUUGAAGCAAUAAGGGCCAUGCGCAAGUGUCUUUACGAAGGUUUGACAGAGAAUGAGGUUGCGGAGGUACUCGACGAUACAAUGAGAGCCGCGGGCAUCGAUCCGUUCUUCGACAUUGUAGAGUUCGGGAAGAGCGCUGCCUUGCCUCACGGAGGGUAUGACGGCAGCAGAAAGCUUGAAGCCGGCAUGUUCGUACUAAUCGAUGUGGGCGCACAUUUGUACGGAUACAGCAGCGACGUGUGUCGCACCUUCUACCCGCCGUUUGUGCCAAACCCUCCACCCUCGAAGUUCAACGUCACCGAGCAAUUGCGCGUCUGGCAAGUCGUGCUCGAUGCGCAGGAUGCAGCAGUAAAGGCUAUGGUACCGAAUGGGACGGCUGCUGCGGUUGACAUUGCUGCCCGAGAAGUCAUUGCUGCAGCUGGUUACGAGGAGGAGUUCACCCAUCGCCUUGGUCACGGUAUCGGCAUCAAGGCACACGAAAGCCCGUACCUCAACAAAGGCAAUGUCGGCGCGAUCCUGCGCCCUGGCAUGGUUUUCACCGCUGAACCUGGUGUGUACGUACUGAACGACUUCGGGGUACGCCAUGAGGAUAUACUAGUAGUGAAAGAGAACGGCGAAGCAGAAAAUCUCAGCGGCGGCUUUGCAAGGAGCCCGUGGGAACCAUGAGCAAACGAAGAUGCCGCGCAGCAAGCGUUUCACUUACAUAGUAGGCGCACGCGGUUUCAUUGUCAUUAGAUCGCUCGCUAGUGGGACCCAAACACGCUGUAGCGCCGUAGUGUCUCAUGUGAAUACCCUUACUUCAUCACCUC